Messenger RNA from Nerophis lumbriciformis (worm pipefish), 2484 nucleotides. Lineage: Eukaryota; Metazoa; Chordata; Actinopteri; Syngnathiformes; Syngnathidae. The record is from RefSeq and is a predicted model, not a curated record.
AUGUCUAUUCCUCGCUCCUCCUCAGUCUCUUGCCACCCCCAGUCAGGAAGUAAAAAACACAAGCGGACUCCCUUGUACCAGAGAUCAAUGAGUUUUGACCCAGGCAUGCUUCAUAACAAUGGACACACCGCUUACGCUAAUGGCACAGGUCCUGGCAUUAGAGAGAUGGGUGUAAUAGAGAAGCUUCUGACUUCAUAUGGGUUCAUCCAGUGCUCUGAACGUCAGGCUCGUCUUUUUUUCCACUGUUCACAGUACAAUGGCAACCUGCAGGACCUCAAAAUAGGAGAUGAUGUUGAGUUUGAGGUGUCCUCUGACAGGCGCACUGGCAAGCCCAUAGCAGUGAAGCUGCUAAAGAUUAAGCCAGAGGUGCUGCCAGAGGAGCGCAUUUCAGGCCAGGUCGUCUCCUCAAUUCAUGGAAAUAUAGAUGGGAAGUCUGCACCUGGCCAGGUGCCAACUGGAAGUGUUUGUUAUGAACGAAAUGGGGAAGUGUUCUAUCUGACCUACACUACUGAUGAUGUGGAGGGAAAUACCCACUUGGACACUGGUGACAAAGUCAGCUUUUAUAUGGAGACCAACAAGCAUACUGGUGCAGUCAGCGCGCGCAAUAUUCAACUUGUGACGAAAAAGCAAAUGAGGUGCCAGGGAGUUGUGUGCGCUACAAAGGAGGCUUUUGGCUUCAUCGAGAGGGCUGAUGUGGUGAAGGAGAUCUUUUUUCACUACAGUGAGUUUAAGGGUGAUCUUGAGGCUCUGCAGGCAGGAGAUGAUGUAGAGUUUACAAUCAAAGACAGACAGGGUAAAGAGGUUGCCACAGAAGUGAAACUUCUCCCUCAAGGUACGGUCAUCUUUGAAGAUAUAAGCAUUGAACAAUUUGAAGGAACAGUCACUAAGGUCAUCCCCAAGGUUCCCACUAAAAAUCAGAAUGACCCUCUCCCAGGCCGUAUCAGCGCUCGGAUUGGAUUCACUGACAAAGAAAUGCCGUUUGGUGAAAAGGACACAAAGUCAAAGGUGACUCUUUUAGAGGGAGACCAUGUACAAUUCAACAUUUCCACUGACCGCAGAGACAAGCUGGAGAGAGCCACAAAUAUCGACAUCCUCCCAGACUCCUUUGAUAUCACUAAGGAGACUCGUGAAAUGGGGGUGAUUGCUGCUAUACGUGAUGGAUUCGGAUUCAUUAAGUGUGUGGAUCGUGAUGCUCGGAUGUUCUUCCACUUCAGUGAAGUUCUGGAGGAAAGCCAGCUACACAUCUCUGAUGAAGUGGAGUUUACUGUUGUGCCUGAUAUGCUGUCUGCCCAGAGGAACCAUGCAGUACGCAUCAAGAAACUACCGAAGGGCACGGUGUCCUUUCAUACCCAGUCUGAGCAACGCUUUAUCGGGGUAGUGCAAAAAGAAGGCGUGUCAGCCACAGCUAAAAACGCGAGUCCCAGCAAGGGCAAGGAAAAGGAACCUGAGGAUGGAGUGAUUGCGUAUGAAGACUGCGGAGUGAAGCUCACUGUGGCGUACCAUAUAAAAGAUUUGGAGGGGGGAUAUCGCCCUCAGGUUGGAGACAAGGUGGAGUUCUCUAUCAAUGAGGUGAAAAGAAGCGGCCAGCAGACUGCUGUUUCCAUCAGAGUCCUGAACCGUAAUGCCAACAGUGGCAAGCGACUGCAAGGCUUUAUUGCCACACUGAAGGAUAACUUUGGCUUCAUUGAGACUGCAAAUCAUGACCAGGAGAUCUUUUUUCACUAUAGUGAAAUGUGUGGAGACUUGGAUAAUCUUGAAUUGGGCGACACAGUGGAGUAUACUCUCUCCAAGGGAAAAGGAAAUAAAGUCAGUGCUGAAAAAGUCACCAAAGUAGCAGCUGUGAAUGGAAUUGGGGAUGAUGUAAGCACGACAGUGAAUGGAGGUAAAGUCAUCCGUCCAAUACGCAGUGUGGACCCCUCUCAGAAAGAAUAUCAAGGGCUUAUUGAGGUCAUUGAAGAAGGUGGAGGAAAAGGCCAAAGUUAUCCAUUUGGAAUCAUGGGUUUGGCUAACAAGGUUGACUGUCUGCAAAAAGGAGAACUGGUCAAAUUUCAGGUUUGCACAAUAUCCCAGACUGGACAGAAGAUGGCCUGUAAUGUGGUUCCCCAGCGCCGAGCCAUGGUGGAGUGUGUUAAAGACCAGUUUGGUUUCAUCACAUACGAAGUUGGCGAAAGCAAGAAGCUUUUCUUUCAUGUCAAAGAAGUGCAGGAUGGCUUGGAGCUCCAGACUGGUGACGAAGUGGAGUUCUCAGUCGUCUUUAAUCAACGCACAGGAAAAUGUAGUGCCUGCAACGUGCGCCGAGUCAGUGAAGGGCCGAAACCGGUAGUGACUCCACGUCCUGACCGUCUGGUCAACAGACUGAAGAGCAUCACUCUGGAUGACGCCAGCGCCCCUCGGCUUGUCAUCGUUAGACAGCCACGUGGUCCGGACAAUUCAAAGGGCUUCAAUGUGGAGCGCAAGACUCACCAACCUGGUGUCAUUGACUGA